Messenger RNA from Durusdinium trenchii, 1056 nucleotides. NCBI's taxonomy places the organism in Eukaryota, Dinophyceae, Suessiales, Symbiodiniaceae. The record is from the annotation of a GenBank genome assembly.
AUGCGAGAGAUCAAGGAGAUGCUUGGUCUCUUCCAGCGCUAUGAGUGCUUCGAGCAGGCAGGUUUUGUCGCGGCUCUUCUCGCUCAAGCGGAUGGCCAGUCCCCACCGUACCCCGUGGUCCGAGCUUUUUUUGAAGACCAGGUUCAACGUUGCAGCUCAGUUGCAGGGUCUCCACUUGCAGCUCGAUUCAUUUCUGGUGUGCAGGUCUAUGUGCUGAGUCUCAUUGACAACGGCCUAGACGAUGCCGCCCUCAGCGAUGCGGUGAACAUCAUUUUGCAGCUGAUCUUCCAGUUGCCCUACAUGAGGUCCUUUGACCUGAGAAGGAACUGCUUCUCGAUCGAAGGCGUCAAGCGCAUCGAGGAGCAGUUGAGGGACAUGGAUGGCAUCACUGGAGUGAUCAAGAGCGCGGACGGAGCGAUCAAUGUCCACAGCGGGAACCAGCUCCGGAUGACUUUGCACAUCGGAGAGCAGUUGGAGAAGUCCCAGUUGGCCAAGGAGGUGGAUUUCACCGUCGAUCAGACUCUGAGCCAUGCAGAUGCCGAUCCUUUUUUGGAGACCGCAGCAUCGAGGUCGGAGCACCCCUGGACGAAGCAGCAGGCCCCCCAGCGGCCGCCGCAAAAGGCGGUGCCUGAUGUCAGCUCCGUGCCACUCGAGAAGCCCUCAGCUGCGCCUGCGGCCCCGGCCGUGGGCGGCCCUCCGGUGGGCUUGGGCGGCCCGGGGAACUUGGCAGCGCUGAACAAGAAGUUAAGCAAGUCCAAGACGGGCGGCAGCCUGCCAGACCCCAAGAAGCGGGCGAAAAACCGCGCCAAGGCCGCUCCGCCACCCAUGUUGGAGUACAUUCCAAGGGAUCAUAUGGACAAGUGGCAGGUAGCACCACCAUCGGCGAGAAUACCGCUGAGUGCUUCCGCACCGGCCUUGGAACGUCUCCGGCGGCCGCCGUCCUCGUCUCGGGAGCUCCGAGCAAAGGAGGAGCCGGAACCGCGAAGGGCUGCAGACCGAUCUCCGUUGAUACCGCAGAGGUCGGUGAAAAAGCUUCCUUCUCACGGAUACCGGUGA